Cheilinus undulatus (humphead wrasse) is the source of this 2284-nucleotide messenger RNA. RefSeq lists its product as uncharacterized. Bases 47 to 1294 code for a protein of 415 amino acids. The record is from RefSeq and is a predicted model, not a curated record. Gene Ontology annotation, biological process: immune response; toll-like receptor signaling pathway; inflammatory response. Gene Ontology annotation, cellular component: membrane. Gene Ontology annotation, molecular function: transmembrane signaling receptor activity. The transcript is spliced from 2 exons. NCBI's taxonomy places the organism in Eukaryota, Metazoa, Chordata, Actinopteri, Labriformes, Labridae.
GUCGACAUCCCAUUGAGGAACUGAUUCAUGUGUCUAACACCAGACAAUGGAGGAAAUCAGCUUACUUCAGGACCCUGAAGUUCAGCCACUGUCUCCCUUCAGCUAUGUUCUUCCCUCUCUGAGAGAUGGUGAGAGUUACCACGUCUUCAUCAGCUACAGCAGCACUGACUACCAGUGGACCCACUCCCUCAUUGAACAGCUGGAGUCCUGCGGCCUGCAGGUCUGCUACCACGAGCGUGACUUUACUCCAGGACGCAGUGUGUUGGAGAACAUGUCCGACUGCAUCCAGGAGAGCCAGAAGGUCCUGCUGGUCCUCAGUCCAGAGUUUGUGAGGAGCCGCUGGUGUCUCCUGGAGGCCAACAUGUCUCUGUUCAGGGACUGUCUGGAGAGGAAGCCCAUCGUCCCAGUGCUGCUGGAGCCUGGAGUCUCUAUUCCUCUCCACCUCUGCCACCUCACCUACCUGGAGGCCAACGACCCGGACUUCAAGAACAAGCUGCUCAAGGUGCUCUGCACCCCCAACCAGCAGCUCCAAAGCUCCACUGUGGUGCCUUUCCAGCCUCCCUCCAUCUACAACGGGAAGGCCCUGCAGCCUUUGACUGCUGUUAAUGCAGAGGGACUUUACAAAUGGGAUUCUGGUCAGUUCAGUGACAUGGAGGUGCCGGACCAACUGCGUCUGAUCAUUGAGGACCACGAAAAGUACAGAGAGGCUGUGAGGAUCAUCAACGGUAUCCGUGAAAAUAGAGUGUACACAGUCUGGACCAGAGCACUCAUGGCUGUUAUUGUUACUAUAGUACUUUUGCUUACAAUUUUUAUUCCUUCAUUGUUGAUGGGUUCUAAGAUUGCUGACCUUAUAAUGCACAAAAAAUUAGAUCUUUCAGCAGCUAUUAUUCCAUGUCUGUACUGUGUUUCAUUAGGUGCCAUUAUUCAGCUUCGUUUGUGGAAAAAAGAUGAAGUGAAUUAUAUUGUUAGGGAGAUGCAGAAAGCCGUAGGCAAAGCAAACCUGCUACUCUCUCAGGAGAAAGUGUUGAUGGGAUGUUGCUCCAACUCACAGAUCUACCUGGUGUAUGUUUCUCUGGACGGCUGCAAACAGGAGUUUAUACAAACAUUUUCUGAUCAGGAUGUGGGGGAAGAGAUGUUUCAGAGAGCUCUGAUGUUCUUCUCAUCAGGUUACACCUGCUGCCUCGCUAAAAGGCACUUCCCCUUUCCUCAGCCCAGCUCCUCUGGUCACCUGGAAGGAAGGGUGUGUUUCUGUCAGUAUGUCUCCCAGCAGCUGAGGAAGGACAAAUGGGAAUAACUAAAGAAGGCCUAAAUAUGAUCAGUGUGUUUUGGUUUUACAUCAGGCAAACACUGGGCGCCACAAGUGUAUGCUGCCAUGAAAUACACCUACUACGCUUUCAUGACGAAAUUUACCUUCUGUCGGGGGCAAGACAGUCUAGCUGCAGACCAAAGAUCUCAGACACCCCCCUAUACAGACCACUAAAGUGAGACGCCACCUCUGUCAGAUCAAUACAUGCUAAAUCUUUCAGAAUAAAAUCAAAGGUUAAAAUUAAAAAACCUGACCUGAUAAAACCUGAAAACAAAACCAUUAAUAAAACCAAAUAAAAAGUCUGAUAACAGGAAAAAGCUAGAAAACACUCUUAUGCACAUAUGCAGCAAAAGCUAAUGAAGCUACAUAUGUGACAAAACUACAUAGCCCAUGCUAAAACUAAAUAAACUACGUAUAUUUAAUAAAAACAAAUGAAGGCUAAUUAGAUGUUAGCUUAUACUACAUUUACUAAAGCUAACAGAGCUACGUUAAUGUUAGCUAUCGCUAUAGUAGCGAAUAUGUAGGUGUGUUCCCCGCAUUGCUAGCUCUUGCUUUGUUUGCUAAAGCUUGCAUUGCUAAAGUAAAGGUUAUGUAGCUACAUUGCCUUACCUUGUGAUGUUCAUUUCAUUGUUAGCGUAGCUUUGUUAGCUCUAGCUAAUUACCGAGACUAAUUCAAGUCACUGUUUGUGUAACUUCUCCUAUAGCAGGUCUAUACAUUUUUAAUCCCAGAUUACAUUGCUGACAUGUUCUCUGUUUAAUUAAUGAACUAUAUCCAUGGUGUUACAUCCAAUAAUAAGGCUCUUUUUGUCCAUUUUUUAUCCAUUUUUGAUCAUGUACUUUGGCUUUCUUUGGUGGGUAGCACCAUAUUUGUUGAGAGCAAUGUUAACAUGCAAUGCAUUCUGGGAGGGGCUGUCCUCCAACAGCAAGAUGUUGCGCCUCUACUGCUUAAAGCAGUGGCACAAAUGAAUGCAAAUGCAA